Larimichthys crocea (large yellow croaker) is the source of this 2634-nucleotide messenger RNA. RefSeq names its product homeobox C4a (gene hoxc4a). The coding region runs from base 247 to 1044 and encodes 265 amino acids. Gene Ontology annotation, biological process: anterior/posterior pattern specification; positive regulation of transcription by RNA polymerase II; embryonic skeletal system morphogenesis. The record is from RefSeq and is a predicted model, not a curated record. The transcript has 2 exons. Gene Ontology annotation, cellular component: nucleus; nucleoplasm. Gene Ontology annotation, molecular function: RNA polymerase II cis-regulatory region sequence-specific DNA binding; DNA-binding transcription factor activity, RNA polymerase II-specific. Lineage: Eukaryota; Metazoa; Chordata; Actinopteri; Sciaenidae.
AGAGAGAGAGAGAGAGAGAGAGAGAGAGAGAGAGAGAGAGAGAGAGAGAGAGAUUUGUGCCCACAAUGGCGACUGUAGGUAUGCUAAAUACCUCUGGUUCCUUAUCCGGGAACUACCUCUUACUCUGCUAUUGGGCCAUUGGGUCACGUGGUAAAAGUAACUUUACAGGGCUGCUCGCAAGUAGGAGGGCUUUAUGGAGCAGAAAAACGACAAAGCUAGAAAAAUUAUUUUCCACUCCAGAAAUUAAUGAUCAUGAGCUCGUAUUUGAUGGAGUCUAACUACAUUGAUCCGAAAUUUCCUCCAUGCGAGGAAUAUUCGCAAAAUAACUACAUCCCUGAGCAUAGUCCAGAAUAUUACAGCCGCGCAAGGGACAGUGGCUACCAGCAUCACCAUCAGGAGUUAUAUCCUCCGCGGGCGAGCUACCAAGAGCGCCAGUAUAACUGUGCAAGCAUCCCUGAACCUGACACGCCAAGGGGACAUGGAAUACCCCAAUCUGCGCACCUGCUGACAGGAAAAGGGCAACCUGCUUCAUGUGAAACCCCACAGUUGUCCAUGUCCCCCGCCACCCCACCGGCCGCAACCUCCGCCUGCAACCAAGCUACCCCGGAGCACCCAAACAGCACAGCCUCCUCCAAGCAGCCCGUGGUGUACCCGUGGAUGAAGAAAAUACAUGUCAGCACUGUGAACUCGGCUUACAAUGGGACGGAGCCCAAGCGGUCUAGGACAGCAUACACCCGGCAGCAAGUCUUAGAAUUGGAGAAGGAAUUCCACUAUAACCGGUAUUUAACUCGGCGGAGGCGCAUCGAGAUCGCACACACCCUGGUUCUCUCCGAGCGACAGAUUAAAAUCUGGUUUCAAAACCGCAGGAUGAAAUGGAAAAAGGAUCACAGGCUCCCGAACACCAAAGUGAGAUCCUCUUCCUCCUCCUCCGGGUCCAACACAAGCUCAGCAGCCGGCGCUGUUGCCGCUGCCUCGGCCACUAACACUGGGGCCCCCGACGAACUCAGCGGAGCACAGCAUGGCGAGGAUAUUACCAGGUUAUAAAAAAACCACGAACCAAGAGUGGGGGUAGAAAAAGAACUGGUUAUUUAUAGAACAAUUAUAUAUUUUGUUUUCGUAGCUAUCUUGUGCGGUUUCCUUUAAGUCCAAAGUUAUAUAAAAUGCAUGUUAUAUAGCAUGGAUUACUGCGAAUACCGAUGAAUUAUUUUUACGUGACACAGGGUUUAAUUUAUUUGAAGCUCAAUUAAAAUGUUUUUUAUUAAAAAAUGUUUUGAAUGAAGGAAAAAAAAAAGUAGAAAAAAUAUACAUUUUAUCAAAAUGUUAUUGUGGGCCAUUCUUUUGCCCUGCUGCCCAAGGUGAAAUGCACAAUCUAUUUAUUUCAAACAACACUGGAAGGAAAUCAAUAUAAUAAUAGUUAUUUUUGGUAUAAAAAAGCUGGAACACACCAUUGAUCUUGAACUUGUAUGUUUUGGAUAAUAACAAUGUGUGAAUUACCUCGUGUAUUUCAGAAACAGGAUUUUGAUUUACAAUUUAGUUUUGUGGUGUUGAUGUUGUGUUUUAGACCGUUAAAAAGCAGAUUAUUGUGAAAUGCAAUAAACGGAGUGUAGUGUACUUGUGCUAAUCAUAUUGGUCAAUAAAACAGUGAGUGUCUACUAGUUUUAUAUACGUUUGGUCGAACUUCAUUUUAGGCAAGAUGAGGGUCUGCUAUUGUUUUUUUUUUUAUGUUGUUGUUUUUUUUUUGGCUAUUUGGACAGAUCACUCUUUAACGUGUACAGAUGUGUGAAUAUUUCAUAAGAGGGGAAACAAGAAUCACUGUGUUUUCAAACUGUGUUUGUAAAAGUCCUGCAGCUCAUUCUUGCGUCUUCAAAUUAGCAAUGUGUACAGACAGUGUGUGUGUGGGUGUGUAUGUUUAUGAAUGUGUGUGUGUGUGAGAGAGAGAGAGAGUGUGUGUGUGUGUUAAAGCCUGACUCAUAAUGGACUGAAGUUAUUUCUAAAAAUCUGAAAAUGAAAUAGUUUGCGCUAUGCAUUAUGUGCAACCUCAUCAGUCUGAAGGGCAUUCAAUUAACGCUAAAGACAAGCCACUGAGGCCCUCCACUCCACACUGCACUGCCUCUACUGAAGCUCUCUGCUUCCCUUUUUUCGUCUUGACUUGAACACAAAAAGCUGCAUGCGAUUAAUUUAGAGGUCAUUUGCAAUGUGUUUAGAGAUUAUAGAUUGUUGUGAAAAUAUUCUUAUUCAUUUUGUAAUCUCAGUAGUUGCCCUGCUUUUUCUAUAGUAGUCCACUGCGCCAUGAGACUGAGUUUUCAAAUGUAAAAAAAAAGAAAAUAAAUAAAUAAAAAACAACAAAUAAAAAAUUUAAAUAAAGUCGUGAAUUGCAGAUAGAGUCAAUAUUCUGCGUCAUGUGGUGUUCGUUGAUGCGGGUAAACUAGCUGACCUUUGUUAUCAGGCUCUGUGAAGCAGCAGUGUCCUGGAUAAAAGGAUGCUGAUAUUUUCUUGUGAUCUUUUUUUUUUUUUUUUUUUCCUUCUUUGCUUGUAUGAAUAUGAACGCUUUGCCACAUUUACCUGCUGUCUCUCCCACUUUGCCUCUAGAGUGUGCAGCAGCUCGCGAGAAUACAAAAAAAAAAAAAAAAAAAA